UUGGCGCCGGCGUUGGCCGCCUACCUGUCCCCGCAGCGACGCGGCUUCCCCGGGCCCAUUCACCACGCGGCCAAUCGCUUCAGGUACUUACAUCCACCACUUUCUUCGCCAGUCUCCAGAUAUUCUCCACUGGCGGGCGACAUUCUCGCCAAUCCGCUGAUUGCGGCAAAUGCGACGCUGAACGGCGGCGCCGGCUGGUGCAUCUUUGUCUACAACCUCGCCCCGGACACUGAGGAGUCGCUGCUCUGGCAGCUAUUUGGCCCCUUCGGCGCCGUCCAGUCAGUGAAGGUGAUCCGCGACCUGCAGUCAAACAAGUGCAAGGGCUUUGGCUUUGUGACGAUGACCAAUUACGACGAGGCGCUGGUGGCCAUUCAAAGUCUGAACGGGUACACACUGGGCAAUCGAGUGCUGCAGGUGUCCUUCAAGACCAGCAAGUGCAAGACUAGCUAA
Messenger RNA from Rhagoletis zephyria (snowberry fruit fly), 450 nucleotides. The record is from RefSeq and is a predicted model, not a curated record. NCBI's taxonomy places the organism in Eukaryota, Metazoa, Arthropoda, Insecta, Diptera, Tephritidae.